GACAAUGGUUCGAGCAUGGGUGUCCGUGUUGGCUUGGGCCAUCGUAUCAGAUCGGCUCCAAACCGUGCUGGCAAAUGAUUGCUCGGAUGAGUUCGAUGCCGGCUAUUGCUUCUAUGACACUCCAACAGGCAAUGAUGGUCCGGAGAACUGUUAUCAGUGCCAGUCCUCCGCCAUUCCGGCUACAAGCUCAGGUGGCCUUAGCACAGGGCAGCUCGUUUGCCAAGGUCAACCCCAGAGCGACACUUCGGGAUCCGGGAACACCUGCUUUGGUCCGGGAGACUACACCUUCAAUGAUCCUGGG
Molecule: messenger RNA, 301 nt
Organism: Symbiodinium pilosum
Lineage: Eukaryota; Dinophyceae; Suessiales; Symbiodiniaceae
Source: the annotation of a GenBank genome assembly